AUGGCCACAUCAAUCUCAAACAUACUAUUUGCCUUACCCAUAACCCAACGAAAAUCUACCUCAAGAUUCAAUCACUCCAAAUUGCAAUUGCAAGCAACACCGUUAUCUCCAACAACAACAACAACAACAUGCAACGCCUCCCAAACCCAAAACAACUCUUCCUUGUCCUCCACAAUCACACGCCUCGAACAACAAGAAGUUACAAAACAAAAACCAAAUCAACCAACAGUCUCAGAUGUGUGGCGUAAGAUCCCCGGCGAAGACAAUUGGGCCGGGCUUCUUGACCCAAUGGACCCUCGAAUGCGUUCGGAGCUGAUCCGCUACGGCGACAUGACCCAAGCCUGUUACGACGCUUUCGAUUUCGACCCUUACUCCAAAUACUGCGGUAGCUGCAGGUUCCCAAUCGACAAAUUCUUCGAAUCCUUAAACCUAACCCACCUUGGCUACACCGUCACGCGCUACCUCUACUCGACCGCGAACGUGAACCUCCCAAACUUCUUCAAAAAAUCACGGUGGCCCCACAAGAUGUGGAGCAAGCACGCCAAUUGGGCAGGCUACGUGGCAGUCUCAGACGACGCAACCACAAAGCGCGUCGGCCGCAGGGACAUAACGGUUUCAUGGAGAGGAACCGUCACGCACGUGGAAUGGGUGGCCGACCUCAUGAAUUUCCUCAAACCCAUUUCACCCGACAUCCCCUGUCCCGACAAAGAAGUUAAGGUGGAAGCGGGUUUCUUGGACAUAUACACCGACAAGGUUAAGGACAAUAGUUGCGGUUACUGCAAAUACUCGGCGAGGGAACAGGUACUCGCGGAGGUGAAGCGGUUGGUUGAGAUGUACCCUAAUGAGGAACUCAGUGUCACCAUAACAGGGCACAGCUUGGGGAGUGCCAUGGCUAUUUUGAGCGCGUUUGAUAUAGUGGAAACUGGGUUGAACGUGACCAAGGAUGGACGUGGAGUGCAUGUUUCUGUGUUUUCAUUCUCGGGGCCGAGGGUUGGGAAUUUGAGGUUCAAGGAGAGGUUGGAAUCGAAGUUGGGGGUGAAGGUGUUGAGGGUUCAUAACGCUCAUGACAUGGUGGCGAAGUCGCCGGGGAUAUUUUUCAAUGAGAAUUCGCCGGCGUGGGUGCUGAAGCUGAUGGAGGGGUUACCGUGGUGUUAUAUGCAUGUUGGCGUAGAGUUGGAAUUGGACCAUAAAAAAUCGCCGUAUCUGAAUCCCAAUGGAGAUGGUGCAUGUGCCCAUAACUUGGAGGCUCACUUGCAUCUUCUUGACGGAUACCAUGGGAGGAAUCGUGAAUUUGAGGUAACGAGUGGGAGGGACAUUGCUCUGGUGAACAAGGACUGUGACUUUCUGAAAGAUGAGCACACGGUGCCACCACGGUGGAGGCAAGAUUUAAAUAAGGGCAUGAUCAUGACCGAAGAUGGACGGUGGGUGUUAGCUGAGCGCCCAAAACUUGUGGAUCACCCUGAAGAUAUUGAUCACCAUCUCAAGCAACUUGGCCUCGCUUCAUCAGAUAUAUAA
Molecule: messenger RNA, 1515 nt
Organism: Gastrolobium bilobum
Lineage: Eukaryota; Viridiplantae; Streptophyta; Magnoliopsida; Fabales; Fabaceae
Product: phospholipase A1-Igamma1, chloroplastic-like
Exons: 2
Coding region: 1-1515 (504 amino acids)
Biological process (GO): lipid metabolic process
Molecular function (GO): glycerophospholipase activity
Source: RefSeq, a predicted model, not a curated record